Capsicum annuum is the source of this 1938-nucleotide messenger RNA. RefSeq names its product serine/threonine-protein kinase-like protein At3g51990. Bases 316 to 1800 code for a protein of 494 amino acids. Gene Ontology annotation, biological process: protein phosphorylation. The record is from RefSeq and is a predicted model, not a curated record. Gene Ontology annotation, molecular function: ATP binding; protein kinase activity. NCBI's taxonomy places the organism in Eukaryota, Viridiplantae, Streptophyta, Magnoliopsida, Solanales, Solanaceae. Gene Ontology annotation, cellular component: plasma membrane. The transcript has a single exon.
CAAUUUAGUCAUUAUCCUUCUCUUUCUCACGUUUUCAUUUUUAUUUAUAUUUAUUUUAACUUUUACCGUGCUACACACUUCACCAGUUUCCAUUUCAAAUCGAUAUACACAAAAGCUGUUUAAGAAAAAACAAAACAUUACAAAAAGAGAGAAAAAAAAAAUAAUAAUCCGUCCUUUUACCACCGCUUUAUGUCUUUACGACCACCUCAAACUUUCACCCACUCUUCUUUCCACAGUUAUGGCCUCUUCUUUCUCUCUUCUUAUUCCUCAAACACUCCACUUUUCUUCAUUACAAUACUUACCUAAUUCUUGUUUAUGGGUUUUCUUUCAUGCAAUGUCGAAUCUGCUAUUGCCACUUGCGAUUCUUAUAACUUUAAGAAGAAUCGUAAAACACAUAACCAUACCCAAAGGUCAUUCAAAAUCACUGAGUUUUCUUACUCUGAUCUCCACGCUGCUACGAAUGCAUUUUCUCGAGACAAUCUUCUUGGUAAAGGAAGUCACGGUUACGUAUACAAAGCUCAUUUACAUCAGUACAAGCUCAUUGCUGCUGUCAAGAAAAGCAAAUUAGCUGAACCCCCACGUCAUAGUUCUAGUAAUUUCCCAGCUGAAAAUGAGAUCGAAAUCCUCUCUCGAGUGUAUCAUCCUCGGUUAGUUAACUUGCUGGGAUAUGCAGUUGAUUCAAAACAGAAUAAACUGAUUGUUGUUGAGUUUAUGCCUAAUGGUUCUUUGUACGAAUUGCUUCAUUCUGAUUCUAAGCCUCCUAGUUGGACCCGGCGUGUCCGAUUUGCGCUGCAGAUUGCGAGGGGCGUGCAUUUUUUGCACUGUUCGAAUCCACCUGUGAUUCAUAGGGACAUUAAAUCAUCCAAUAUUCUCAUCGACGGGAACUUCAGUGCUCGUGUUGGUGAUUUUGGAUUGUCAUUGAGAGGAAAUGUUGAAGAUGUGGUUGUUAAAAGUACGCCACCUGCGGGUACUUUAGGGUACCUGGAUCCUGCUUAUCUUGCACCAGGUGAUCUCAGUACGAAAUCCGAUGUUUUCAGUUUUGGGAUUUUGUUGUUGGAAAUCAUCAGUGGCCGUAAUGCCAUCGACGUUAACUACAGUCCGCCAUCGGUGGUUGAUUGGGCGGUGCCACUGAUAAAAUCCGGCCAGUAUUUAGAGAUUUAUGACCCGAGAAUCGCCCCACCGGAGGAUGACGGAGCUUUACGGCAGCUGGCGGUGGUGGCGGCGCGUUGCGUACGUAAGACGGCGGUGAAACGGCCGGCGAUGGCGGAGGUGGUGGAGUGGCUAAAGAUGGUGUACAAACGAAUGAGUUAUCCAAUAUGGAAUAACAUAGGAUGGCGCGUAGGGUGCGUGAGAGAGUCAACACACGUGGCUAAAUAUGAGCCGUUGGAUGAAAGUAUGGAAAUAGUCAAGAUCUCGAGGAUUGGAAGUAGAAGAAACAGGAAAGUAUCCAAUGUGACGAGUGAAGAAUUAGGAAAUGUUGUGAUUGGUCAAAAAAUAAAACCAGUAAUGAGAUCAAAAUCUAUUGGAUCACUUGGUGAGAUUGCAUCAGAACCGUUGGAUCUGGCUAACAAUAAUAUUAAUCAGACGGUUAGGAGGAAAGGAGGAUUGACUGUGAAGAUGCCUACAGUAAGGUUGAGUAAGUCAAGAUCAAUGGGCAUGAUACAAAGUAGUACAAGGUUAAUGAAUAAGAGUAAUUGUAAUGGAGUUGUCGUUAAGUUUGUAAAAAAACCAAAUGGAAAAGAAUUAGAAGAGUCUAAACUGUUAGUUGAUAUGGGAACAGAACCCCAAAAAGGAGAGUAAUUGAGUGCAUUAUCAUUUUUGUUUUUGCUUGUAUUAUUCAUUUGUAACUUUGUCAUUUGUACAUUUUUUUCCUCACCAUUGAGAUUUUCUUGGAAGAGCUAUAUCAAAUUCAUUCAUAGCUUGAAAGAGGAAUUUAUA